GACUCCCCGGCAGGGGAAGGAAAUAAUAUGCCUCAGGUAAACCCUAACACGGCUUACCAACCCCAGCAUCAGACGCACUCAAAUAGACCCCUGGACCCCAGGGAGUUACAAUUUAAAGGGACUAAGGCCGCAAGAAGGGCCAAACCGGACUCAUACAUUGACUCUCCACAAGAGGAUUCUGAUGACCCCUUAGAGGGAUCGGAUGAGUCAGAGCCGGAUUCAUAUGAGGACGAUGCUGGGGAGACGGCGCUCACUACAGCUGCCAACCCUGCCACGCAGGGAGAUAUUCUCCUAGACUCCCUAGGAGAACCGUUCUUUGAUCCAAACGCUAUUAGUCACCCGCGUUCUGGAGAAUGGACCCCUCUACCAGAGGUGAACCAAUACAUAGAAUUAUGGGCUAGAAAAUCCCUUGACGGGGUUAGUCGCAACAAACUUAGGGCUGAAUGCCCUAGACCCCUUAUACCCAAUAAAGUGGUGGCUACCCCUGAGAUAGACCCCAUUUUAACCAAAUAUCUAAUGAAAUCUGGCAAAUUCCAGAGAAAAGGGGUAGAACGAUCAUUCCGAUCCAUUCAAGAUCGUGUUCUAGACAUGAUGGGGCCCCUGACCAAGAUCCUCAAUCUUUCGGAACAGGCGGCAGCAUCCGGGCAACCGGUCGACCUACAACAGCUGAGAGGCUGGGCGCAAAGAGCAAUAUGCCUGGCUGGCACUGCCAAUACGGCAUGCUCGAUUGAAAGACGCCGAUCUAUACUGAUGCGUCUGGACCCCCAGUUAGCCCACCUGGCGGAGUCAGAACCCGGACCGUCUGCGGACGGCAUGUUAUUUGGAGACUCUUUAUUGAAAGACGUCAAUAAAUUUGUGGGCCUUUUUACGAGCCUGGACAAGGCUCAAAAUUCCUUGAGGAAAGCUGGGACCCCCAAGGUUUUUAACAGGGCCGGCAGAAACAGAGGCUGAUCUGCCGGCCGUGCCCCUUCCUACAGGCCACAAAAUAGAGCCCCAGUACAAUACCAGUACCCGCAGGCUCAAUCCUACGCCGCUCCAGUGGCACAACCUGCCCCCUUCUUUCCACCACGAGGCAGACCAUGGCGAGGACGAGGGGGACGAGGUUACCCACGAUCCCGACCUCCCACCGGUUACUGAAUAUCGUACCUGGGUAAUACUCCGGAUUGGGAUACUUGAAAGUUCUACUGUCUUCUUACCCCUGUUGGGACGGAACGCCUAUUGAACCCUCGUUGGGUUAAAAUUUCUCCGAGACCCCCGUUGGGACUCGACGAACGACUCUGAUCCAAGUUAUGGAUUCCUCGGACCCCGGCCGGACGGAUACAGUUCAAGACGACGACAUCCGACGGGCAAGAUCUUCGCAGCAAGAAAGAGGAGGAUCUUAGUCGGGCAGUCUGUUAUAUAGAGGUCACCGACCUGGGCGUGGCUACGGAUUACAAGGACUGCUGGGAGUCGUAGUCUUACUGACUGAAAAUUUUUUACAUUAAAAGUUUAUA
Rana temporaria (common frog) is the source of this 1493-nucleotide messenger RNA. RefSeq lists its product as uncharacterized. The coding region runs from base 28 to 951 and encodes 307 amino acids. The transcript has 2 exons. The record is from RefSeq and is a predicted model, not a curated record. NCBI's taxonomy places the organism in Eukaryota, Metazoa, Chordata, Amphibia, Anura, Ranidae.